Cyclopterus lumpus (lumpfish) is the source of this 4927-nucleotide messenger RNA. RefSeq names its product SMG7 nonsense mediated mRNA decay factor (gene smg7). The transcript has 22 exons. Lineage: Eukaryota; Metazoa; Chordata; Actinopteri; Perciformes; Cyclopteridae. Gene Ontology annotation, biological process: nuclear-transcribed mRNA catabolic process, nonsense-mediated decay. Gene Ontology annotation, cellular component: telomerase holoenzyme complex. Bases 90 to 3410 code for a protein of 1106 amino acids. The record is from RefSeq and is a predicted model, not a curated record. Gene Ontology annotation, molecular function: telomerase RNA binding; protein binding; telomeric repeat DNA binding.
GUGUGGGUCAGACAGGAACAACAUGGCGGCGGGAGGAGCGUUAGCUUCUGGACCAGUCGUCUUCUGAGAGACCGGCGAUCCGGAUCAGGAUGAACCUCUGCGCUACGUACCUCCGACAGGCAGAGGCCCUAAAGGCUGACAUGACAGAUUCUAAGCUCGGGGCAGCAGAGGUGUGGACGUCCCGGCAGGCGCUGCAGGAUCUGUACCAGAAGAUGCUGGUGACCGACCUGGAGUACGCUCUGGACAAGAAGGUGGAGCAAGACCUGUGGAAUCAUGCUUUUAAGAACCAGAUCACCACGCUGCAGAGCCAGGCCAAGAACCGAGCCAACCCCAACCGCAGCGAGGUGCAGGCCAACCUGUCGCUGUUCCUGGAGGCCGCCAGUGGCUUCUACACACAGCUGCUGCAGGAGUUGUGCACCGUGUUCAACGUGGACCUGCCGUGUCGGGUCAAGUCCUCUCAGCUCGGUAUCAUCAGCAACAAACCGGGCGGCGGCGCCAUCGUCACGCCGCAGCCCAGCUCUUGCUCCUACAUCUGCCAGCACUGCCUCGUCCACCUGGGAGACAUAGCACGCUAUCGGAACCAGACCAGCCAGGCGGAGUCGUACUACCGGCAUGCAGCUCAGCUGGUCCCGUCCAACGGGCAGCCGUACAACCAGCUGGCCAUCCUGGCCUCCUCUAAAGGAGACCACCUCACCACCAUCUUCUACUACUGCCGCAGCAUCGCGGUCAAGUUCCCUUUCCCAGCAGCCUCCACCAACCUGCAGAAGGCGCUGUCCAAGGCUCUGGAGAGCCGCGAUGAGGUGAAGACCAAGUGGAGCGUGGCGGACUUCAUCCGGGCUUUCAUCAAGUUUCACGGCCACGUCUACCUGAGCAAGAGUCUGGACAAGCUGGACCUCCUGAGGGAGAAGCUGGAGGAGCAGUUUCAGAGGCUGAUCCUGCAGAAGGCCUUCAGCUCUCAGCAGCUGGUCCACAUCACCGUCAUCAACCUGUUCGGGCUCCACCACCUCAGAGACCUGAGCACUGACGGCGGCGAGCAGAGCUUCAGUGGCGAGCAGCAGACCAGCUGGUUCCAGCUGCUGGGCCUCUUCAUGUCCUUCCUGGGUGUCAUGUGCAGCCGAGCUCUGCUCAACAAGAACCGAGGGGAGGAGAUCAUGGGCGAGUGUCCUCUUCCGGCCAUCAAAGUGUCCCUGGACUGGCUCAAGCUGAGGCCCAGCGUCUUCCCCGAGGCCGCCGUGGACCAGAGGCAGCAUGUCUGGCCCUGGCUGGUCUCCAUCCUCAACAGCUUCCAGCCCAAAGAGGACGACGUAUCCUGUUGCUCAGUGACGCCCCUUCCAGAGGAGUUUGAGUUGCAGGGUUUCCUGGCGCUCCGGCCCGCUCUGAGGUCCCUGGACUUCACUAAAGGUCAUCAGGGCGUCCUGUUGGACAGGGACGGCCUGCCGGUCCACACUCGACAUCAGAGACUCAUCAGUCUCGGCAAAUGGGUGGCCGACAACCAGCCGGGGCUGAUCCGGUGCAGGGCGAGCGAAGACGGCGUCCUCGUCUUCAUCACCGACAUCCCGGAGCAGGCCGUGGAGGAGCCCCAGGAGAAGGAGGCCCCGGUGCUGCAGGAGUCGUCCAACGCCGAGCAGACGGCCAACGACGGAGGGAACUCCGGCCUGAAGUCGGUGCUCUCGGCGGGGAAGACCCAGAGCUCGUGGCCCGACUGCGGCGAGCGGCCCGUCGUCACCUUCAAGGAGAACAUCAAACCCAGGGAGCCGAGCCGCCACCUGAAGGACAGCGGCAAGGAGCGCCGGGACUUGGCCAAGGGGUCAGGGGUCGCCGGGAAGGGGGAGCCGAAGAGGGACGGCAAGAGGAAGAGCGAGCCCAAGAAAGCCGGCUACGAGAAAAGCAACGACACCGUGAAACAGGUGAAGGCGCAGCCGGAGCUGAGGAAGACUCCGGUGUCCGAGGCCAAGAAGACCCCCGUCACUCAAACCCAGACCACCUGCUCCUCCCAGUUCAUCCCCAUCCACCACCCUGGAGCCUUCCCACCACUGCCAAGCAGACCUGGUUUCCCUCCCUCGGCCUACGUGAUCCCGCCCCCGGUGGCGUUCCCGGGUCUCCAGGUGAACCCGGGCUUCACCUUCUCCACCGGAGUGUCCGUCCCUGGACCCUUCCUCCAGCCGGGGGUCCACACCCAGGCCGGGAAGCCGUCCCACAUUCCCUACAGUCAGCAGAGGCCCUCUGGUCCUGGUCCGGGUCCGGGCCCGGGGGCCUCGGGUCCGGGGCCCAUGAACCAGGGGCAGCAGCCCCAGGCCUUGCAGCAGUCGGUGCACCUGCAGGUGCAGCAGGCGAUGAGCCAGCAGCAGCAGUCUCCCACCAAACCGGGCCAGCAGAUCGGGAUGGGCAAGAGUCCACCUCACCACCCGGGUCUGCAGCAGUACAUGCAGGUCCAGGAUCAGCCGGCUCAGAUGUGGAGCCAGGCUCAGAAGAUCCCCCCCAUGCCGAUGUCCCUGAAGGCCCCGCAGCAGGCCUUCUACCUGGCGGCUCAGGACCCCCUCAAGCUGUACGAGCAGCAGCUGGACAAGAAGCUCAAGUUCCCCACCGUCAACAUGCAGGACUUCUACUGGGAGCCGGCCUACCGCAUGGGGGACGGUCUGGCUGUGAUGGGGGACCGCAUGAAGAGGCCUGGGGUGAUGGGCUCCGAGCAGGACGGCUCCACCGGGCCCCGGGGGCCCCCUUUUGAGCUGCCCAACCAGAUCCGGAUGGAGAGCGGCCCCGAGGUCGGCCCCCCACCGUCCUCUCUACUGCCCAUCUCUGGGUUCCCCAUGCAGGAGUACAACCAGAACAGCAUCUUCAGUCAGGCCUACGGCAAGACCCUGCCCCCCGGCUCCAAGCCCGACGCUCCCAUGAUGCACCAGGAGCCGUCCCUGUACUCCCUGUUCGAGGGGACCCCCUGGUCCCCCUCCCUCCCGGCCAGCUCCGAUCACUCCACCCCGGCCAGCCAAUCCCCUCACUCCUCCAACCCCAGCAGCCUGCCGUCCUCCCCCCCCACGCACAACCACGGGGCCAUGCCCUUCUCCAACUUCGGGCCCAUCGGCACUCCGGACAGCCGGGACCGCAGAAUGGUGGACCGCUGGAAGGCCGACAAGACCGGAGCGGUCAGCGGGUUUGGACUAGACUACCUGCCGGCUGCAGCGUCCUCUGCAGCCUCAGACACCAGCUGGCACCAGGCCGGGCCCACCGGCAGCUCCUGGACCAAUCAGGAGUCUCCGAUGGAGGAGUCGUCCUCCACCGUGCUGCUCGACAGCCUCAAGUCCAUCUGGUCCAGCUCCAUGAUGCAGCCCGGCCCGUCGGCUCUGGAGCAGCUCCUCCUGCAGCAGAAGCAGAAGCAGCAGCGAGGUCACGGCGCCAUGAACCCGCCUCACUGAGCGGCGGCCGGCAUCGAGGCGGCGCUUUGUGUCCGGACGUCGACGGAGGAGAAGAAGAAGUUUGACGAAGACGAGCUCCGACUAAAAUGGGAAAAUUAAACCGGCGAGAAAAGGUGGCGGCCCCGCCCCACCACCACGGUGACGCCCCUCCUGGACCGGAAGGGUCCGCGGCGCCAUGUCACCGCCGGGUUUCCUUCAACCCGCGGGAAUCUGAACAUUGAGGAUUAACCCCCCCAUCAACCUGACCCCCCCACCCCCCCUCCUUGGUUUUUGGACAAGACGCCACACGCUCUGCUCUUACCUGGAAGAACUUCCUCUUUCUUUGGGACGAAAUAAAAAAUACAACCUCACCUCCCGGACGCCGCUUUUUAUCGUCUCCGCUGCUGGAGGGGGGGGGGGGGGGGGGGGGUGAUUCAGGAGGGGGUGGGAGAACAGGUGAAGCACCGGGGGGUCAAAAUAGACUUCAUUCAUUUCCAUUCGUGAGGAGGAGGGGGAGGAGCUCUGCAGCUCAUUGGUCUUCCUGCUCUUUGAAUAUAUGAAUCAGCGGUGAGGAUCAGGACUAGACGGCGCUCUGCGGAGCCGGGUGUGUCGACGCCCACCUGGACCGACCGAUCUGCUGCCCCGCCUCCUUUUCUCUGGAGGGCGGAGCCUGGAGGCCUCGACGGCGGGCAGGGAAGGACAGAAGAAGAAGAAGAAGAAGGGAAAAACUGACACACACACACACACAGACUUGAUAGUUCUACCGUUGGCAUCAAGAGAAGAAGAAACCAAACCAACGACUGUAUUUUGUGAUUUGUUCGUAGCAGUUUUAGCUCCUCCCCCUCCGAGGGGACGCAGCUUCGUCUCGUAGCUUCCUGCUUGGAUAUUUUCUUCUUCCUCUUAUUUCUUUAUGUAACAAAGAAAAGAAGACACAAGAUGUCACCCUUACUUAACCUGCAUUUACUGUUUCUUUAUGGUCUGUUCUGCCUUUUUUACUAGAGAGAGAGAGAGAGAGAUUGUAAAGUAACUGCGGUCAGAAAUGAUUUUUAAACAUUAAAUUGCUCGUCGUGUUUGAUCACCGGUGAAAUAAAAAAAGAAAAGCAUCAAAUGUUUCGGUGAAACGUAGACCAGCUCUCCGUUUCCUUCCCGUUAAAACGGUGAGCGCUUCAGGGCUUUUAUUUCUGUGGUUCCACUUCCUGUCGGCCCCGGCUGGCUCACAACCAAUCAGGAAGCAGAGGGAGCUCCCGCUGACCAAUCAGGACGUGAGGGUUAGACUUCCUGUCCAGUUUUCUUUUCUACCUUUAAGACGACCGUUUAGCUCCGAGGGAUAAAAGAAGAAUUAAAGUUUUUAUUUCCCGUUGGAGGCGUUUUAUUAAAGCAGACUUCAGAGAGGUGCGUCUAUUUCCCUUGUGAUUGUGCUUUUCAUGUUGCAUUUACAAAAUGUAUUUGAACAAUAAUAAAGAUAAAAUAUUAUGAAUGUGAGCUCUGAGGCUCGUUUCUGGAAUCGGCCUUAAAUAAAGUUCAAUAUGUUCUCCUUC